This is a messenger RNA of Ectocarpus siliculosus, 2453 nucleotides long. The record is from the annotation of a GenBank genome assembly. Lineage: Eukaryota; Phaeophyceae; Ectocarpales; Ectocarpaceae.
AUGCGGGCGAAGAGCGACACCCUGAAGGGUAGACUCAUAGUGUCAACACGGACGCUAGCAGUUGGUGAUGAAAGCGCAGCGCCUGGCAAGACGGAAGGAGCCAGCGCUGAGGGUUUGUUAGGCAUGGAGGAUGCACGCGAGGCUCUUAGGUCGUUGUUCGGACACGACGACUUUCGGGACGGGCAGGCAAAGGAUCAGCACUCACGGCGGUGGUACGCAUUAGUCUACAAACCUGGGUUGUCUUUUCAAACGUCAACCAAAGAGGAGGAAGUGGUUGCGAAGCUCCUCGCGGGAGAGUCCUGCGCAGGCGUUUUCCCAACGGGGGCAGGGAAAUCGAUCUGCUACCAGCUCCCGGGCACCCUGAUGGCCAGGCAGGGGCUUGGGCUGACUCUCGUGGUGUCUCCACUAAUCGCUCUCAUGAAAGACCAGACCGACGCGUUGAUUGCAGCGGGAGUUCCAUGCGCCAAGCUGGAUUCCACCCUCGAGGCGCAUGAGGUCUACGACAUCUACGAGCAGAUCCGCGCGGGAAGCGUUGCCCUGCUGUACGUGUCUCCGGAGCGUUUCAACAACGAGCGUUUCGUCAGGACCCUAAAGGGGAUCAAGGUGGCCCUCUUCGUGGUGGACGAGGCCCACUGCAUCAGCGAGUGGGGGCACAACUUCCGGCCGGACUACUUGCGCCUAGCCGACUUUGCGAAGGCUGCGCGGGCGAACGCGCGUUUGGCUCUCACGGCCACGGCAACGCCUAAGGUUGCCGUGGAUAUCGCCAACCGUCUCGACAUACCGCCUUCAAACGUCAACAGAACACCGUUCUACCGCCCGAUGCUGACCCUCGGCGCCGUUCGCGCUCCGGAUGAUCAAGAGGAGCGAGCCCGUCUGCUCGCCGAUAUCCUGCUCCGCGGAGAACACCACCAGCAGGGAAGAGGUACGGCGGCGGGUUCAGGGGCCGCGGUGGUAUACGUGACGCUUCAGAAGACGGCCGUGGAGGUGGCGCAAGCGCUCGCCGCGGCGGGGAUCGACGCUCGCCCCUACCACGCUGGACUGCCGCCUCUUCAGCGGGAGGAGACCCAAGACUGGUUCAUGAAUGCGCCAGACGAUGAGUCCCCCGUUGUGGUGGGGACGAUAGCCUUCGGGAUGGGUCUGGACAAGAAGAACGUGCGGCGAGUAUUUCACUUCAACUUGCCAAGAUCGCCGGAGGAUCUCGCGCAACAGGUGGGGAGGGCAGGCAGAGACGGGGAACGCGCCUCCUGUACGACUCUCGUGUCCGCUGCAGACCUCCCCGUCCUUAGGUCUAUGAUCUACGGUGGAACUCCUAGCGAGGCGGCAGUGCGGGGUCUGCUUCGGGCCAUUUUCGCCAGCGGGGAGGACGAGGCUGACUUCAACUUCUACGACCUGUCGCAGAUGCUGGACACAAAAGACCUGGUGCUCAAGACCCUAGUGGCCCAUCUCCAGAUCAGAGGCCUCGUGCGAGAGCUAACGCCGUACUUCGAAACGGCGGACGUCCAGUUGUUGGACGCCGGGAUGGCUAUCCUUGACGAUGGAACGGAGGAGGCAAUUGGCGACAUGCCAAGAGAGUGGGUUGCCGCGCUGGGGAUGGCUGACACGAAGCUCAAGCAGAAGCGCGCCAACGCGAAGUGGGCAACCCUGCGCGUGGAUGAAACCGCUGAAGCGCUGGGUGUUCCUAUACAGCAGAUCGCGCGCAUGCUGUCCGGAAUGACGUAUGAGGGCUUGAUCGCGCUGGGCAAGCCUGGCAAAGUCAGGGCCAGGUUCCAGGUGCUCCGCCGGCCCGCCAGUCGGGAGCAAGCCCAGGCUCUAUCCAGGGAUCUGCACGCGAUGGCCAUGGACUUGCAGGAUCGAGAGCUCGGAAGACUCGACACCGUGAUGGAGAUACUGUGCAGCCAGGAGGGGACUGCGGUGAGCUCGGGGCUCUCCGAGUACUUCGGCGACUCGGAGGCAACGAUAUCAGAAGCCGUGGCGAACGAGAGAGCUGCCGCCGCCGUUGCCGUAGCAGAACGUGGCGCUCCCCUCCUCUCCGACGUUUUAACGCCUCCGCAGGUCUCGGAAGAGGAAAUCGACGAACGUUGGCGAGCGGGCGUUCUUGAUCUCCUUUUGGAACCGGGCGGAGGGGACGACAACCGAGUCAUCCCCUGCGACGACGCCUACUUGCUGGCGAGGUUUGCGGCUGGGAUCCGCAGCCCUCGAAUAGGAAAACUGAAGCUCGCGCAGCUGGGGUCCUUCGGGUGCUGCGCGAACCACCCGUUCCCGGCGCUGUUGGCAAGGGCCGAGGAAGCGGUUGCCAUCGCCACCGCUGCUGCUCGCGUGCUCUGAUUUGAUGCAUCUUGCUACUCGUGCACCGUUUUUUAGAUUAGGAGGGGUGGAAGGGAUACGGUGUCCACCUGCUUGGUUCUUGAGUUUACUGUUGUGCAUUCUAUCUGUACUGUGGCGGUUUUCGGGAG